UAAUAAAAUCAUUUAUUCCUCAAAAACAAGGCUGUAGACUGAAGCAUUAACUUGUUAUCUGUUAGAAUCCAUCGUUUCUGUUCGCUAGAUUUCAUUAUUUUUUGUGUUUGAUUAACUUUUGUCAAGCGAGUUCUACACGCGAAAUCUACUUCCGGGUUUGAACAAGGUUGCGUAAAAUAACAAUAGCCCAAACCAUGGAGUUUAAAGGUCAAUGAUAUCUUAUUCGGCCAAUAGUAUUCGCCCAUCUGGUUGACAAAAUCAGGGGAUUCCCCACGUUAGAGCGAAAAGCAAACGCGAUUGGUCCAUGCGUAACCAUCAUGUUCGGUUGCUUGUGUUUUGCCUGGCCAUGUGCGUAAAUGACCUUCUCGCAGUUGCGCAUAGCGGUGUUUCCCCGACAGCGCGAAAUUUAAAAAACUCAGGAAGAUGCAGCGUCGCUAUUUUAAUACGGAUAAAGUCCUACAGCUGUUAUUUGACGACGACAUUGAUGAUGACAUUGAUUGUCUCAGUAAUGGAUAUCCUGACAGCAUGGACUCAGCUGAGGAGGAGCCGUUUGACGAGCGCAUAGAUCCCGUUUUGGACGUAGGGGAGUCUCCUGUAGAUGUGGAGGUGGACAGUGGAGAAGAACAGAGCGGGACAUGCCCUACACAAAUUGGCAGAUGAAUUGGGAGCUUCAGAACAUCUGGUGCAGGUUGCUGCAGCUUCUGCUGAAAUACAGAGGCUGUCUGGAGAUAUCACAAUACCAGCCACCACUUCUGCUGCUGCCCCUCCAAAGCCUUCCACCUCCACUGCUCCUUCUGUUGCCCCACCACAGUCUGCUAGUCACCGGCUACAGCCUGCCACGGCCACUGCUGCUGCUGCGGCUGCCUCCUUCUCCCGGCCUGCUGCCGCUGCCUCCUCGUGCCGCAAGCGACCUCCUGCUGAGACUGUCACCCUCUCCCCCUCCUCUCCUGCCCGCCGUCGCCCUCCAGUUGCCUCUGCUGCACGCUGCAAGGGUCCCUGCUGCUGCUGCGGCUGCCUCCUCCUCCCGGUCUGCUGCUGCUGCGGCUUUGCCUCUGCUGCACGACGCAAGGGUCCCUCUCCUGCACGCCGUCGCCCUGCCCCACCGCAAAGCCAGCUGUGCAACACAGCAGAUGACGACCCUGAUGCCUGAGCAGCGCCGUGACAUGCACAUGCAGGCAAUAGAGAAAGUGGCAAUAGCCAACCUGAGAAGGCUGCGGGAGUCCAACCCUGUACAACCGAUGGUGACGACCCUGGAUAUGACAGCCGAGGACCUGGAAAACGCCCCAGGCCUACCCGUCCCGCCUCCAGAGGAUGCCGCUGGCCCGUCCGACGCUGCCCGCCCCUCUGGCUUGGAAUGCCCUGGAUGCAGACUCUCCAGAGAUUAA
This is a messenger RNA of Engraulis encrasicolus (European anchovy), 1385 nucleotides long. RefSeq names its product carbohydrate-responsive element-binding protein-like. The transcript has 5 exons. NCBI's taxonomy places the organism in Eukaryota, Metazoa, Chordata, Actinopteri, Clupeiformes, Engraulidae. The coding region runs from base 636 to 1385 and encodes 249 amino acids. The record is from RefSeq and is a predicted model, not a curated record.